AUGGCAAGCGUGGCACGUGUGAAAGAGGCCGUGGUAGUCACUCCCUCCGAGCCAACCCCUUCCUGCGUUCUCAGCCUCUCCGCUGUCGACUCACAGCUCUUCCUCCGCUUCACUAUAGAGUACCUCCUAGUCUACUCUCCCCGCCAAAACACCACCAACCAGGCUUUAACCGCUACACGCGUCAAGGCCGCACUGGCCAAAGCGCUUGUUCCGUACUACCCGCUCGCCGGCCGGGUCAGGCCCAAACCCGACGGCUCGGGACUCGAGGUGGUAUGUUGCGCGCAGGGCGCGGUGUUCAUCGAGGCCGUUUCCGACCGCGCUGUCUCCGAGUUCCAACAUGCCCCGCGCUACGUCACCCAGUGGAGGAAGCUCUUGUCGCUCCAAGUGGCAGACGUCCUCAAAGGGGCCCCACCGGUCGUGGUACAGCUGACGUGGCUCAAGGACGGAGGAGCCGCACUGGGAGUAGGGUUUAACCAUUCCGUCUGCGACGGAAUCGGAAGCGCCGAGUUUUUAAACUGCUUCGCCGAGCUUGCCGCCAGGAAACACGGCGAGUUCCGACCAAUGCCCGUCUGGGACCGCCACCUCAUGGACCCUACAAGCGUAUCUCCAUGUCAGCAAAACCACGCCGCGUUGUUCAACAAAGUCCCGGACCUCUGCGGGUUCAUGAAUCGCUUCACGAACGAAAGACUAUGUCCGACCUCGGUUGUCUUCAACAAAACACACGUGACCGAGUUGAAGAAGCUAGCUCUGUCGACGAGUCGACUCAGUACCGAGUUCACGGCUUUCGAGGUGCUUUCCGGUCACGUGUGGAGGAGCUGGGCGAGGGCGUUGAACUUACCUUCUAACCAAAUACUGAAGCUUCUGUUCAGCGUGAACGUACGUGAGCGCGUGAGGCCGAGUCUUCCGGAAGGUUACUACGGCAAUGCGUUCGUGUUGGGAUGCGCGCAGAGCAGCGUGAAGGAGUUGACGGAGAAGAGGUUGGGGUACGCGGCGGGGUUGGUGCGACGCGCCAAGGAGCGAGUGGGGGAGGACUACGUGAGGGGGGUGGUGGAGUCGGUGGGCGGCGAGAAGAAGGCGAGUCCGGACUCGGUCGGGGUGCUGAUAGUGUCGCAGUGGUCAAGGUUGGGCCUGGACAGGGUUGACUUUGGGAUGGGGAGGCCCGUCCACGUGGGGCCCAUUUGCAGCGAUAGGUACUGCUUGUUUCUGCCGGUGAAUAAUGACGACGACGAUGACGACGGUGGUGGUCAGGGGGAAUCUGUGAAGGUGAUGGUGGCUGUCCCCACCAGUGCAGUUGACAAAUACGAGUUGUUAGUCAACAGUCCUUACUCGUGAUGAGGUGAGAGAGAUUGGACUUUUACACAACAGGAUUCCCUGCUACUCCUCUUCCUCUCAUUGACUUUGUGGCAAUAUUCCAUAGUGUUUCUGAGUAUUUCGAUAGUGUUUCGGAGUAUUCAAAUUUAGAGUUUCGGGACUUUGUUAGGUCGAAAUAUGAAGCACACCGCAAAUCAUCAAGAUCCUGUACUUGGGAUGAUCUUACCAUGGUUGGAAAUGUACAAA
Molecule: messenger RNA, 1557 nt
Organism: Fragaria vesca subsp. vesca
Lineage: Eukaryota; Viridiplantae; Streptophyta; Magnoliopsida; Rosales; Rosaceae
Product: omega-hydroxypalmitate O-feruloyl transferase-like
Exons: 1
Coding region: 1-1332 (443 amino acids)
Source: RefSeq, a predicted model, not a curated record